Molecule: messenger RNA, 999 nt
Organism: Paramacrobiotus metropolitanus
Lineage: Eukaryota; Metazoa; Tardigrada; Eutardigrada; Parachela; Macrobiotidae
Exons: 4
Coding region: 189-719 (176 amino acids)
Source: RefSeq, a predicted model, not a curated record
CUUAUGAAAGGCUGCGAGCAGUUAAAAGUGCUCAAUUUUCCCCAAGGACAAUCCAGCACUUAUGAUAAAGCUGUUUUUUUUCCAGCCAGCAUUGGCUUGUUGUUGGAUACUGUCAAAGAAUUCCGCCCGACGUGGAUGCAGUAACAAUCUGAAAAAAGUCUAUUUUAAUUUUCCUUGCACAAGAGAAAAUGGCAGCUUUGCCGCUAUUUCUAGUGAUAUUUGGAAUGGGCUGGGUGACACAAAUUGCAACAGUAGUUACCGAGGAGAUUUUUGGAAUAGAAUAUGUGUGCAUGUACUACAGUGACAUACACGCUGAAUGCCGCAACCACUGCUCCAAGAUUAACGACGAGACAGUAGUGAACAAGAUUCGCCGCCGUCGCGUAUCAAAGGACAUCAUUCCUGACUGGGAACUGGUUAAUUCAACGGUUGACCCACUAUAUUUUGUCAACUGUUCUGGCAUACCAACUAGCAGCCAGUGGAAAAAUCCCCAUUUUGCUUUUGUGGCCAAACUCGCUCCACCCAAUAAAAUCUCAUACCUGGGAACCUGCCUCUUUUACAACAAUAUCAGAAGAACUUACACGUGUGGUGCCGUUUCCUUCGAUAAUAAAGCCGGAGUGAUUAACGCAUUUGGUUCGGGUCGGUGGACUGAGACUUCCAACAAAAAGAAUCCUUAUUGGUCUAAGGUCGGAAAUGGCAUUCAGUUCCUCGACGAAGACUGAAAGAGUUUUGCGCCAACACGACGCCGUUUUCCGGUUGUGAGAAGUGAACAAUGCCGAGAAUUAUGCUUCGGUUUUGCUCCAUCAGUGGAAUUAAAAUCUACUUGUUUUAUUUUAUCAAGUUCCCGUAGUGUGCGCGCGGAUACCAUAAUGGUAUAUCAUUUAAUGUAAUACUCUAUCAAGUACUUGCAGUAAACUUUGCAUAUAAUGUACUCGCUCUUGGUGACCAACGGUCUGCACUUGCGUCAAUUUUAGACAGUCAGGCAUUUACGGUGAAAAAUAC